CCUUUUGAGCAGCUGUUCCAUUGGUGUUAUAACACGUGUUGAGGCUUGGGAUAAUAAUUCGGAACGUUUCAGAAAUGGCAAACACACGAUUCAAUCGACAUUUGAAAAGAUACCGUCUGUUCAAAGUAGUUUGUGUAUUUGCCUCUGUGUGCAUGGUUUCAAAACUUUGGUAUUCCUUUCUUCGAACACGAAUGCUCAUUGAACCACCUGACCAAACGCUAAAGAAUGAACCUCUGGCACGGGAAGUUGUCCCUCGACAAAGUCUUGCUUUCUUUGCCACAGCCACCACGCUCUCGUUCCUUCUCCAUCGACAAACCUGCUCCAAAAGCCCAAAACACAUCGAAUUACAAAACUGCAGAAACCGUUCCUAUGAAAACUGUUCAACAUGCAUACCGACGUCUGCCUGACAUACACAUUCAGAGUGGUGAAAAGAAAAGUCUUGAAGUGCUUCUGGAAAGAGGAGACAUUGAACCUGCGACUGACCUUGUUACUCGAGACACAAAGGUCAUACUGUGGUAUUCCUCAACCAGGUAUCACCCAGUCCUUUCUAGAUUACAUCCCUUGCGUGGAUGCCCGGAAUCCAGAUGUCGGGUUACCACAAACAGAGGCUUCUAUACCCAGAGUGACGCUCUUGUGUUCACUGCGCAGCUGCUAGAUCGGAUGCCACCCGUGAAGCUUCCAAAUCAAGUGUGGAUAUUGCAUAACCAUGAGUCUCCACAAUGGGUGAAUAAACACACGUAUUUGUACACGGAAUCUUGGAGCUCAACAUUUAACUGGACGAUGGACUAUAGGAAUGACGCCGAUGUCAAAGCCCCGUACGGGAUCUUCGAAGAAUGGAACAUUUCUUAUGGAUAUAUUCGGGGGGGGUGCGGCAACCACAAAUGCCCCAGAUCCGAUGACGAGGCAUGCAUGGAAUACCUUUCGAAAAACUACAAAUUCUACUUAGCCUUUGAAAAUGCCCUUUGUAAAGAUUACAUAUCUGAAAAGUUUUUCCGUUAUUUCAACUCUGAUAUGCUCCUUGUGACCAGAGGAGGGGCAACUACAGCGACAUUGCUCCCCAAGGAACCUUCAUCAAUGCAGCUGAUUUCGUGUCACCUCAUCAUGUAGCCCAGCGGUUGAACCACCUGGCUCAAAAUGAAACUGCCUAUGUGAAUAUUCUUCGCAGAAAGGACCAGUAUCGCGCUAUUUGGGAGGAAUGGCCAAUAGUUAAAGAUGGGAUCAUAACAUACAUGACCUAUCAUUACGAUGCAAAGCCCAUGUGUGAAAUUUGUGACCGAUUGUGGGAUGUUGAAAGUAAUGGGACUUUCUACAAGAACAUCGGGAAGUGGUUUGAUAAAGGGCUGUGCUUUGAACCUUCCGAUCUACCUUCCGAUUGGAUAUGAAUACUUUGGAGAAACAAACAUAAAGUACUCGAAUAACGUAACCGUGCAUUAUUUGAUGUUAUGCCAUUUGUUAAUG
Molecule: messenger RNA, 1458 nt
Organism: Haliotis rubra (blacklip abalone)
Lineage: Eukaryota; Metazoa; Mollusca; Gastropoda; Lepetellida; Haliotidae
Product: alpha-(1,3)-fucosyltransferase fut-6-like
Exons: 3
Coding region: 226-1107 (293 amino acids)
Cellular component (GO): membrane
Molecular function (GO): alpha-(1->3)-fucosyltransferase activity
Source: RefSeq, a predicted model, not a curated record